Messenger RNA from Aedes albopictus (Asian tiger mosquito), 3974 nucleotides. RefSeq names its product WASH complex subunit 5 (gene Strump). Gene Ontology annotation, cellular component: endosome; WASH complex. NCBI's taxonomy places the organism in Eukaryota, Metazoa, Arthropoda, Insecta, Diptera, Culicidae. The transcript has 6 exons. Gene Ontology annotation, biological process: actin filament polymerization; endosome organization; endosome fission. The record is from RefSeq and is a predicted model, not a curated record. Bases 204 to 3719 code for a protein of 1171 amino acids.
UGCCAAGUUGGCUAGUGGGGUGUUUGUUUACGUUUCGUUAUGCUAUUUUUUGGGUUGUAUGCUGCAUAAGAACAUCGCCAAGAUUUCGCAUUUGAGGGUGUUCCCUUAUCAGUGCAGUGUGGUUGCUCGAUCCAUACGCAUAUAGAGCCUAGAUACAGAUCGUAAUAUUUUUUUAGUGAUUCAUUGUAUGAGAACCUCGAAAAAUGGCAGCGGAAUUUCUCGCUGAGAAUAAUGUCUGCGGACAGACAAUCUUGCAGAUAGUAGCCGAAGGAAAUACGAUCAUCUGUGAGCUGCUGCGGUUGAAGGAAUUUAUACCGGAAGUUUUUUGUCUAAAAACGAAAGAAGAACAACAGAAAUAUGGAGAGAUUAUCAUGGACUUCAGCUACUUUCAAAUCGCUGACGCCCAGGAUGCAAAGAUUGAAGCGGAUGACAAGCUACAGGCUCUAGACGAGGAGAUCCGGGGGAACUAUUUGGUGAUUCUGAAUCGGUUCUACAUCGUUUUUGAGAGUAUACACAAGUACAUCAAGGAUCUGAACACAUUCAUAGAGGAGCUGAGCAUGGGAAUGUUCAUCCAGCAAUCAAUGGAAAAAGUUUUCCAAGACGAGGAAGGAAAGCAGCUAAUGUGCGAAGCCCUCUACUUGUACGGUGUAAUGCUACUGGUGGUUGAUCUCCAGAUACCCGGUAUAGUCAGAGAACGACUUCUGGUGGCGUACAACCGGUACAGCGCAUUGAAAACCGACGGUGACAGUAACAUAGACGAAGUAUGCAAACUAUUGCGUUCUACCGGUUUCAACGACGGAACUGCGUACAAUUCCAAGAAGGUGUUCACCUAUCCGGAAGACUACUUUAACCGCAUCCCAGUGGAUCCCAUCUACGUCGAAAUGGUUAUUGGUAGGUUGCGGUCCGACGAUGUCUACAAUCAGAUAUCGGUAUAUCCACUACCGGAGCAUCGAUCGACGGCCCUGGCCAACCAGGCCGGUAUGUUGUACGUGUGUUUGUUCUUCUCUACGAAAACGCUUCACACGCAGGCUGCCAAGAUGCGGGAGAUCGUAGAUAAAUUCUUCUCCGAUAAUUGGAUUGUAUCGUUCUACAUGGGAAUCACCGUCAAUCUAUUGAAUGCUUGGGAUCCAUUCAAGGCAGCAAAGUCCGCUUUACUGAACACGUUCGAUACGGUGAACUUGAAGGAAAUUUGUACUAAGCAAAAGCGCUCGAUGGAAACGUUGCUGAAUCGUACUAGAAAUAUUCUCAAAGAGGGCAACCUCACUGAGCAAAAACUGCUAGAUAACAUUCCAAAGGUUACGGCGCUGAUCCGCGAAUGCAAUCUAACGGUUCGAUGGGUUAUGCUACAUACCGGUGUUCCAGUUAUCGACGUCGGCAGUCCAGCUUCCCUAAAAAAGUGCAAACAGGUCAAAGACCUGAUUGAAGCCGAAAUAGACUUCAAAGGAAUUGAGUUUUUCGAGUUGCUGCUCAACACGGCUCAACUGGAAUCGAAAAUCAGAGAUAUCCUGAAGACACUGCUGGAUGAGCGAUUGCAACGGUGGGAGAGUUUCAAGAAGGAGGCUUGCGAACGGAUACAGGAUUUGGCAGAUGCCUAUUCAGGAGAAAAACCUUUCGGAAAAAUGAAGAAAAAUAUCAGUUUGAGCAAGUGGUUCUUGAACAUACGAAAGGAGAUCGACACUCUGAGCAACGAAGACAAAAUGUUGAGCGUUUCCGGGAGAACAAUUAUCCAGCUGAUUCAAGCUUUGGAAGAAGUACAGGACUUUCAUGAUCUGAGUAAAAACAUGCAGGUGAAACAGAACAUUGUAGAAACGAGGCAAUAUCUUCAUCAAAUGUUUCACACAAUCAGCAUCAAGGAAGACGAUUUGAUUAAUUUGCAAUUGAUUGGAGAUUUCAGUUACGCUUGGCGACUGAUCGACAGCUAUACUCCGAUGAUGCAGGAAAACAUCAAAAAGAAUCCCAUUCUAGUCAUCAAGUUGCGAUCUACUUUCCUCAAACUAGCAUCUGCGUUAGAAAUACCCUUACUGAGACUGAAUCAAGCUGAAAGUGAAGAUCUAAUGGAUGUGUCUAAAUACUACAGCAACGAACUCGCAAACUUUGUGCGUAAGGUCGUUCAAAUCAUUCCGGAAACGAUGUUCACAAUCUUGGCGCAAAUUAUUGAUUUGCAGACAAACGUCAUCAAGCAGAUUCCAAUGAGAUUAGAAAAGGAAAAAAUGAAGGAGUAUGCUCAGCUCGACGAACGAUUUGUCAUCGCUAAACUAACGUACUCCGUAUCAACCUUCACGGAAGGAAUCCUAGCCAUGAAGACAACCCUAGUAGGGGUUGUUGAGCUUGACCCGAAACAACUGCUUGAAGAUGGCAUCAGGAAAGAGUUUGUCAAGAACGUAUCGGAUGCAUUUCAUAGCAACUUGACCUUCAACCCAAAGGCCAAAGAGUCUGAACUGGAUACGAAACUGGCCGCUCUACAUCGCAUCAUCGAUGGCUACAAACGGUCAUUUGAGUAUGUCCAAGAUUACCUGAACAUCCACUGCCUCAGAAUAUGGAACGAAGAAAUGCAACGCAUCAUCAAUUACAACGUUCAACGAGAGUGCAACCCAUUUACGAAGAACAAGAUUCAGGAGUGGAAUUCCGAAUAUCAAAGUGACACCAUACCGAUUCCCAGCUAUGAGCCGGUCGACAUGGCCUCGGUCACAUUUGUAGGGCGGUUGGCUCGUGAAAUUUUACGGAUUACCGAUCCCAAAGUGACUACCUACAUCGAUAUCUGCACCACAUGGUACGACCAUAAAACCCACAAGGCUGUCCUCACAAAUAAAUUCGCUAGUCGUAUCAACGAAACCUUCGGCCCACCGGGUUUGGUUGGUCUGGAUAAACUCUAUUCGUUCAUGAUAACAUCGGAAUUGGAGAACUUCCUGCAGACCAUCCAACGCAAACUGCAGCAUGAGCCCCUAUGGUACGACGCUUUGAGUAACGUCGAAACCGAACUACACAAAGCCGAUUUUGUUGAAAAUCCGGCUAAAACCUAUGCCAAUCUGACGGCGACUUUCACCCGCAUUUGGCCACAGCUGCUGGACUGGAUACUGAGAAUCGGACAGAAGCAGAUCCUUCGAACGCACAUUGCUUUCGAGUUGAAUUGCAGCUGUAAGGUCAAAUCCACUAAACUGGAAUCAUCGCUAAGAGCUUUGAACGACGCGAUUCUGAUGGAUGUCAAGCGUCACACACUGGACGAGAAGAAACCCCUGCCCAGUGCUGAUCUGGUGUUUGAUCUGAAUCGAUACCUGGAAUGUGCGGGUUUGUACAACCCCUACAAGAAAAAGUACAUCGUUACGAAAAGCCCAAGAUUCCUACCGCUGUUGUCAUUCCUGUUCGUAAUUGUGCAUUUGCCGCGAUUCCAGUACAUGAAAAACGUGGACAGCUUGAUAGCCAAGAAAAAGAAUGACCCGAUUGAUGGGUUUCCGAGCAUGGUUGGAUUGCUAACACUCUUCCGGCAGUUUCAGGCGAGCGAAAUGGAUCUCUUCAUUCAGUAUUUGUGCCAGUAUGUGAUGUCCUUUGUGGACGUUAAUCUCAAAGCAAAGCAAGAACUCUGCCAGGAAGCGGUGAUGACUAUAAGGUUCCUAGAGACGUUUACUCGUGUGGCGGAUGUCGAGCGAAAACAGUUGGAGCGAUACAUUCCGGAUUCGGUUCUGAACCAGUACGAAUUUUUAUCAGGUGGAAAAUCAUCUUGACCUUCUGCCGAUUGGUGGUGCCUUCGAAAUUGAAAUACGCAACUCUGGCUGCGUUAUGCCUAUAUCCAAUCCAGAGCUUGGAAUAAAGUUUGUUACUAAGCCUUCCACAGCACUGCCCAGUAUGUAUUGAGUAUCCGAAAGACUUUCUCGUUCUUGGCAUCUGAAGACCUUUGUUCUUAAGAACACCAAAGAAUCUUCUCCCGGAUUAUCACAUUGCAUUUAUUUUGUCAAAACCAACUUUUUGAGUCUCCAAAG